Messenger RNA from Loa loa (African eye worm), 663 nucleotides. RefSeq lists its product as hypothetical. Lineage: Eukaryota; Metazoa; Nematoda; Chromadorea; Rhabditida; Onchocercidae. The record is from RefSeq and is a predicted model, not a curated record. The transcript is spliced from 4 exons. The coding region runs from base 1 to 663 and encodes 220 amino acids.
AUGCAUCAUGCCUUCAAUAACUCAAACGAAACAGAUUCUUUAUACCUGGAUGAAGAUGAUGAUGGCAUUGGAGGAGAUAUGAUAUUGCAAGGUCUGGUUAAAAUGCCGACAUCAAUAACUUCCACUGUAGCACCGACAGGAAGACCCGAAGUUGUGUUAGCAUUGACAAUUGUUUUGGUUAUUCUUGUCAUCCUUCUUAUAAUUUCCAUAUUUCUUCUUUUAUACUGUGUGCUCAGACGACAAGGGAGAAGUGCAGAACAAAGAAAAUGGGAAAACGAACGAAGAAAACGGCAUAAAGUUAAAUCGAAGACGAUCUUCACAGAUUCAGCAAGAAAGGCGAAGGUAUCCCAAAUUGCAGCCAGUAUCGAAGCAGCUGUAAAAUCAGCCGAAAGUACUUCGAAAUUCCCUAAGCCAUCCAAACAAUUACCGCCAUCCACGCCAAUCCCAGCUCUAUUACCUAGGCCAAAACCGAUGCCAAAAAAAUUAUCACCAUCAUCUUCGCAAUCCGAAACCGCGGUAGAAGCACCGUCACUUUCUAUCAACCAAAUUUUUGUAAACCGUUGGCGUGGUCCAUGGCAACAGAUAGAUCACGAACCAUCCGAUUUUUCAUACGAACUGGAGUCGGACAGUGUCAACGAUGAUAUUUGUUUGCAGCCAUUAUGA